This is a messenger RNA of Daphnia pulicaria, 3329 nucleotides long. Its product is annotated as mucin-5AC-like. The coding region runs from base 51 to 3137 and encodes 1028 amino acids. The transcript has a single exon. The record is from RefSeq and is a predicted model, not a curated record. Lineage: Eukaryota; Metazoa; Arthropoda; Branchiopoda; Diplostraca; Daphniidae.
AAGGACCAACCUCGACUUCUUCAACAUUCUCAGACACUACUACAAAAAAAAUGACCACAAAACCACAAACUACGUCCAAAAAACCAGUUAUGACAACAACCAAACCCAUAACCACAAAAAUAUCAACUACAACAACUAAAAAACCUACGACUUCUACUAAGCUUUCGACAACCAAAAAGACAACCACGAUAUCUUCCAGAAAACCAGUUUUUUCAACAAGCACACCAAGAACCACAAAAAUAUCAACUAUUACAACUAAAAAACCAACAACUUCUACUAAGGUUUCGACAACCAAAAAGACAACCACGAUAUCUUCCAGAAAACCAGUUUUUUCAACAAGCACACCAAGAACCACAAAAAUAUCAACUAUUACAACUAAAAAACCUACAACUUCUACUAAGGUUUCGACAACCAAAAAGACAACCACGAUAUCUUCCAGAAAACCAGUUUUUACAACAAGCACACCAAGAACCACAAAAAUAUCAACUAUUACAACUAAAAAACCAACAACUUCUACUAAGGUUUCGACAACCAAAAAGACAACCACCAUAUCUUCCAGAAAACCAGUUUUUUCAACAAGCACACCAAGAACCACAAAAAUAUCAACUAUUACAACUAAAAAACCUACAACUUCUACUAAGGUUUCGACAACCAAAAAGACAACCACGAUAUCUUCCAGAAAACCAGUUUUUUCAACAAGCACACCAAGAACAACAAAAAUAUCAACUAUUACAACUAAAAAACCUACAACUUCUACUAAGGUUUCGACAACCAAAAAGACAACCACGAUGUCUUCCAGAAAACCAGUUUUUUCAACAAGCACACCAAGAACCACAAAAAUAUCAACUAUUACAACUAAAAAACCAACAACUUCUACUAAGGUUUCGACAACCAAAAAGACAACCACGAUGUCUUCCAGAAAACCAGUUUUUACAACAAGCACACCAAGAACAACAAAAAUAUCAACUAUUACAACUAAAAAACCUACAACUUCUACAAAGGUUUCGACAACCAAAAAGGCAACCACGAUAUCUUCCAGAAAACCAGUUUUUUCAACAAGCACACCAAGAACCACAAAAAUAUCAACUAUUACAACUAAAAAACCUACAACUUCUACUAAGAUUUCGACAACCAAAAAGACAACCACGAUAUCUUCCAGAAAACCAGUUUUUACAACAAGCACACCAAGAACCCCAAAAAUAUCAACUAUUACAACUAAAAAACCAACAACUUCUACUAAGGUUUCGACAACCAAAAAGAUAACCACGAUAUCUUCCAGAAAACCAGUUUCUACAACAAGCAAACCAAUAUCCACAAAAAUAUCAACUGUAUCAACUAAAAAACCUACAAUUUCUGCUAAGAUUUCGACAACCAAAAAGACAACCACGAUAUCUUCCAGAAAACCAGUUUUUUCAACAAGCACACCAAGAACCACAAAAAUAUCAACUAUUACAACUAAAAAACCUACAACUUCUACUAAGAUUUCGACAACCAAAAAGACAACCACGAUAUCUUCCAGAAAACCAGUUUUUACAACAAGCACACCAAGAACCACAAAAAUAUCAACUAUUACAACUAAAAAACCAACAACUUCUACUAAGGUUUCGACAACCAAAAAGAUAACCACGAUAUCUUCCAGAAAACCAGUUUCUACAACAAGCAAACCAAUAUCCACAAAAAAACCAACUGUAUCAACUAAAAAACCUCCAAUUUCUGCUAAGAUUUCGACAACCAAAAAGACAACCACGAUAUCUUCCAGAAAACCAGUUUUUUCAACAAGCACACCAAGAACAACAAAAAUAUCAACUAUUACAACUAAAAAACCUAUAACUUCUACUAAGGUUUUGACAACCAAAAAGACAACCACGAUAUCUUCCAGAAAACCAGUUUUUACAACAAGCAAACCAAAAACCACAAAAAUAUCAACUAUUUCAGUUAAAAAACCUACGACUCCCACUAAGGUUUCGUCAACCAAAAAGGCAACCACGAUAUCUUCCAAAAAACCAGGUUUUACAACAAGCAAACCAAAAACCACAAAAAUAUCAACUAUUUCAGUUAAAAAACCUACGACUCCUACUAAAGUUUUGUCAACCAAAAAGGCAACCACAAUAUCUUCCAAAAAACCAGGUUUUACAACAAGUAAACCAAAAACCACAAAAAUAUCAACUAUUUUAGUUAAAAAACCUACGACUCCUACUAAGGUUUCGUCAACCAAAAAGGCAACCACGAUAUCUUCCAAAAAAACAGGUUUUACAACAAGCAAACCAAAAACCACAAAAAUAUCAACUAUUUUAGUUAAAAAACCUACAACUCCUACUAAGGUUUCGUCAACCAAAAAGGCAACCACGAUAUCUUCCAAAAAACCAGGUUUUACAACAAGCAAACCAAAAUCCACAAAAAUAUCAACUAUUUUAGUUAAAAAACCUACGACUCCUACUAAGGUUUCGUCAACCAAAAAGGCAACCACAAUAUCUUCCAAAAAACCAGGUUUUACAACAAGCAAACCAAAAACCACAAAAAUAUCAACUAUUUCAGUUAAAAAACCGACGACUGCUACUAAGGUUUCGUCAACCAAAAAGGCAACCACGAUAUCUUCCAAAAAAACAGGUUUUACAACAAGCAAACCAAAAACUACAAAAUCAUCCACUAUUUUAGCUAAGCAACCUACGACUUCUAAGGUUUUGUCAACCAAAAAGACAAACACAAUAACUUCCAAAAAAUCAGGAGUCACAAGAAUCACACCGAAAACAACAAAAAAAUCAACUAUUUCAACUAAACAACCUACCAUUUCUUCUACCUUUUUUUCAGUGAAAAUGAAAACUACGAUGUUUCCUAAACUGACAUUAACAAAUACUGUAGAAAAGAAAACAAACAAAAAUAAGCCAACAAUUGGCCAACUUAUUUUCCAACACCAGGAAAAUGAUUUACGAAAAGACGACCAACCAAAUCUUAAUGAAAAAAUAAUUAUACGGCCUCUCCUCCAACCACAGAAACAACCAGUUAAUUUUGAAAAGCAAGCUGAGAUAAAAUUGGUACAAAGGCAAAAUCAACAUAUACAAAAAGAAAUCAUAGAACUACCAAUUCUUUAUAAACUGUACCAACAGUAUAUUUUAAAGCAAAAAGCUUCGAAAAAAUAGGAGGUGAAAAUCACAAACGAGUUACUGUAAGGGUUCAUAAAGGACCAAUAACUAUCCCUGAGGUAUAUUUAUAUUCGAAGGUCCUUAACAAUAUUAGGGUGUGGGGUAUAGGGGGUACGGUAGUAGUAGAUAAUAGUGGAAUUCAGAGGGUUUAAUGUCCAUUAUGUUUUUCCUUAUACGUUUCUUCCCUGA